GGGGAGCGGGAGCCGCGGGGGCCGCUGCAGCAGAAGGGGGAGGAGAAUGGGGAGGAGCUGGGGGGCAGGCAGGCGGGGAAGGAGAGGUCUUAACGGGCGGCGAGGGGAGGUCGGAUUUCCUCCGAGGCUGGCGAUCGGCGGAGCUCCCACCUCCGCUUACAGCUCGCUGCCGCCGUCCUGCCCCGCGCCCCCGGGAGACCUGGACCAGACCACGAUGUGGAAACGCUGGCUCGCGCUCGCGCUCGCGCUGGUGGCGGUCGCCUGGGUCCGCGCCGAGGAAGAGCUAAGGAGCAAAUCCAAGAUCUGUGCCAAUGUGUUUUGUGGAGCCGGCCGGGAAUGUGCAGUCACAGAGAAAGGGGAACCCACCUGUCUCUGCAUUGAGCAAUGCAAACCUCACAAGAGGCCUGUGUGUGGCAGUAAUGGCAAGACCUACCUCAACCACUGUGAACUGCAUCGAGAUGCCUGCCUCACUGGAUCCAAAAUCCAGGUUGAUUACGAUGGACACUGCAAAGAGAAGAAAUCCGUAAGUCCAUCUGCCAGCCCAGUUGUUUGCUAUCAGUCCAACCGUGAUGAGCUCCGACGUCGCAUCAUCCAGUGGCUGGAAGCUGAGAUCAUUCCAGAUGGCUGGUUCUCUAAAGGCAGCAACUACAGUGAAAUCCUAGACAAGUAUUUUAAGAACUUUGAUAAUGGUGACUCUCGCCUGGACUCCAGUGAAUUCCUGAAGUUUGUGGAACAGAAUGAAACUGCCAUCAAUAUUACCACGUAUCCAGACCAGGAGAACAACAAGUUGCUUAGGGGACUCUGUGUCGAUGCUCUCAUUGAACUGUCUGAUGAAAAUGCUGAUUGGAAACUCAGCUUCCAAGAGUUUCUCAAGUGCCUCAACCCAUCUUUCAACCCUCCUGAGAAGAAGUGUGCCCUGGAGGAUGAAACGUAUGCAGAUGGAGCUGAGACCGAGGUGGACUGUAACCGCUGUGUCUGUGCCUGUGGAAAUUGGGUCUGUACAGCCAUGACCUGUGACGGAAAGAAUCAGAAGGGGGCCCAGACCCAGACAGAGGAGGAGAUGACCAGAUAUGUCCAGGAGCUCCAAAAGCAUCAGGAAACAGCUGAAAAGACCAAGAGAGUGAGCACCAAAGAGAUCUAAUGAGGAGGCACAGGACAGUGUCUGGAUCCCAGCAUCUUCUCCUCCACUUCAGCGCUGAGUUCAGUAUACACAAGUGUCUGCUACAGUCGCCAAAUCACCAGUAUUUGCUUAUAUAGCAAUGAGUUUUAUUUUGUUUAUUUGUUUUGCAAUAAAGGAUAUGAAGGUGGCUGGCUAGGAGGGGAAGGGCCACAGCCUUCAUUUCUAGGAGUGCUUUAAGAGAAACUGUAAAUGGUGCUCUGGGGCUGGAGGCUAGUAAGGAAACUGCAUCACGAUUGAAAGAGGAACAGACCCAAAUCUGAACCUCUUUUGAGUUUACUGCAUCUGUCAGCAGGCUGCAGGGAGUGCACACGAUGCCAGAGAUAACUUAGCAGGGUGUCCCUGGAGGAGAGGUUUGGGAAGCUCCACGGAGAGGAACGCUCUCUGCUUCCAGCCUCUUUCCAUUGCCGUCAGCAUGACAGACCUCCAGCAUCCACGCAUCUCUUGGUCCCAAUAACUGCCUCUAGAUACAUAGCCAUCCUGCUAGUUAACCCAGUGUCCCUCAGACUUGGAUGGAGUUUCUGGGAGGGUACACCCAAAUGAUGCAGAUACUUGUAUACUUUGAGCCCCUUAGCGACCUAACCAAAUUUUAAAAAUACUUUUUACCAAAGGUGCUAUUUCUCUGUAAAACACUUUUUUUUGGCAAGUUGACUUUAUUCUUCAAUUAUUAUCAUUAUAUUAUUGUUUUUUAAUAUUUUAUUUUCUUGACUAGGUAUUAAGCUUUUGUAAUUAUUUUUCAGUAGUCCCACCACUUCAUAGGUGGAAGGAGUUUGGGGUUCUUCCUGGUGCAGGGGCUGAAAUAACCCAGAUGCUCCCACCCUGCCACAUACUAGAUGCAGCCCAUAGUUGGCCCCCCUAGCUUCCAGCAGUCCACUAUCUGCCAGAGGAGCAAGGGUGCCUUAGACCGAAGCCAGGGGAAGAAGCAUCUUCAUAAAAAACUUUCAAGAUCCAAACAUUAAUUUGUUUUUAUUUAUUCUGAGAAGUUGAGGCAAAUCAGUAUUCCCAAGGAUGGCGACAAGGGCAGCCAAGCAGGGCUUAGGAUAUCCCAGCCUACCAAUAUGCUCAUUGGCCUACGACUAACUAGGAGGGUGAGUUGGCCCUGUCUCUUCUUUUUUCUGGACCUCAGUUUUCUCAGUGAGCUGGUAAGAAUGCACUAACCUUUUGAUUUGAUAAGUUAUAAAUUCUGUGGUUCUGAUCAUUGGUCCAGAGGGGAGAUAGGUUCCUGUGAUUUUUCCUUCUUCUCUAUAGAAUAAAUGAAAUCUUGUUAUUAGAACAAGAAAUGUCAGAUGGCCAAAAACAAGAUGACCAAAUUUGAUCUCAGCCUGAUGACCCUACAGGUCGUGCUAUGAUAUGGAGUCCUCAUGGGUAAAGCAGGAAGAGAGUGGGAAAGAGAACCACCCCACUCUGUCUUCAUAUUUGCAUUUCAUGUUUAACCUCCGGCUGGAAAUAGAAAGCAUUCCCUUAGAGAUGAGCAUAAAAGAAAGUUUCAGAUUCAACAGGGGGAAGAAAAUGGAGAUUUAAUCCUAAAACUGUGACUUGGGGAGGUCAGUCGUUUACAGUUAGUCCUGUGUCUUUCGACUUCUGUGAUUAUUAACCCCACUCACUACCCUGUUUCAGAUGCAUUUGGAAUACCAAAGAUUAAAGCCUUGACAUAAGAUCUCAUUUGCAGAAAGCAGAUUAAAGACCAUCAGAAGGAAAUUAUUUAGGUUGUAAUGCACAGGCAACUGUGAGAAACUGUUGUGCCAAAAAUAGAAUUCAUUCUAAAUAGUUUUUCUUGUUCUCAUUUGAAAGGAGAAAAUUCCACUUUGUUUAGCAUUUCAAACUUUUAUGUAUCCAUCCCAUCUAAAAACUCUUCAAACUCCACUUGUUCAGUCUGAAAUGCAGCUCCCUGUCCAAGUGCCUUGGAGAACUCACAGCAGCACGCCUUAAUCAAAGGUUUUGCCAGCCCUUGGACACUAUGGGAGGAGGGCAAGAGUACCAAUUUGUUAAAAGCAAGAAACCACAGUGUCUCUUCACUAGUCAUUUAGAACGUGGUUAUCAUCCAAGACUACUCUACCCUGCAACAUUGAACUCCCAAGAGCAAAUCCACAUUCCUCUUGAGUUCUGCUGCUUCUGUGUAAAUAGGGCAGCUGUCGUCUAUGCUGUAGAAUCACAUGAUCUGAGGACCAUUCAUGGAAGCUGCUAAAUAGCCUAGUCUGGGGAGUCUUGCAUAAAGUUUUGCAUGGAGCAAACAAACAGGAUUAAACUAGGUUUGGUUCCUUCAGCCCUCUAAAAGCAUAGGGCUUAGCCUGCAGGCUUCCUUGGGCUUUCUCUGUGUGUGUAGUUUUGUAAACACUAUAGCAUCUGUUAAGAUCCAGUGUCCAUGGAAACCUUCCCACAUGCCGUGACUCUGGACUAUAUCAGUUUUUGGAAAGCAGGGUUCCUCUGCCUGCUAACAAGCCACGUGGACCAGUCUGAAUGUCUUUCCUUUACACCUAUGUUUUUAAAUAGUCAAACUUCAAGAAACAAUCUAAACAAGUUUCUGUUGCAUAUGUGUUUGUGAACUUGUAUUUGUAUUUAGUAGGCUUCCAUAUUGCAUUUAACUUGUUUUUGUAACUCCUGAUUCUUUCUUUUCGGAUACUAUUGAUGAAUAAAGAAAUUAAAGUGAUA
Messenger RNA from Gorilla gorilla gorilla (western lowland gorilla), 3826 nucleotides. It is a transcript of the gene FSTL1, whose product is annotated as follistatin like 1. NCBI's taxonomy places the organism in Eukaryota, Metazoa, Chordata, Mammalia, Primates, Hominidae. Gene Ontology annotation, biological process: multicellular organism development; cell differentiation; regulation of BMP signaling pathway. The transcript has 11 exons. The record is from RefSeq and is a predicted model, not a curated record. Gene Ontology annotation, cellular component: extracellular region. Gene Ontology annotation, molecular function: calcium ion binding; protein binding. The coding region runs from base 47 to 1141 and encodes 364 amino acids.